Adineta steineri is the source of this 1716-nucleotide messenger RNA. NCBI's taxonomy places the organism in Eukaryota, Metazoa, Rotifera, Eurotatoria, Adinetida, Adinetidae. The record is from the annotation of a GenBank genome assembly.
AUGGUAAAUACGAAUCAUUUUCAAGGUGGAACAAUCACAUAUAAAAUAGUAAAUUCUUAUGAAUCAAAUGUAUCAAUCAUGAUUACACAAAUAUAUUUAUAUAAAUGGCCAUUAAUUUAUUGUGAUAAUUCUUAUAUAUUAUCACAAAGCACACCGAAUAUGACUGAUUUUAGUGAAUAUAAUUAUACACUUAAUUGUGUAGCUAAUUGUACAACAACAGGUGGUUAUAAACCAGUAUUAAUAAGAACAUAUUGUACAGAUUAUUCUUCUGCGAUGGCUAUCAGUGUUACAGCACGGACUGAUAUAGUUAAUCUAACGCUUGGAGCUUAUUUUAUAGUUGCUUUUAGAUCAACAGCUUGGCGACCACUAAGUCUUCCAAAACGAGAUAUAUCUGAUAAAGUUUGGAGUGUUUCAUGCACUAUAAAUCUAAGUAUACGGUCCGAUACAGGGAAACUAAAUACACCACCUGUUACAAAUAUGAUAUCACCUAUUUAUAUUCCUGCUGGAGUUCGAACAUCAUUAAUUAUACCAACUAUUGAUAGUGAUAAUGAUGUAGUACGAUGUCGUUUUGCAACUACAGUUGAUGAAUGUGCUGAUGCAUGUCCAUCAAAUUCUCUUCCAAAUGAUACAGUUAUCGUAUCUUCAAAUUGCACAUUGUUUAUUACUGGUAUCAAAGCUAACGAUUGGUAUGCUGUUGCUAUUCAGAUUGAAGACUUCGCUGAUUUAAAUUCAACUACUCCAUUAAGUUCUGUACCUGUUCAAUUUCUUAUUAACGUCUAUGCCUCACCGAAAUGUCUUGUUGCUCCUGUUCUUGAUGGUUCUUCUAAUCAAACAGGAAUAUAUGAAAGUAUACAAGUUGGUCAAUUACAUUCAAUGACACUUUAUGCUAUAAAUUAUUGCACCCUCUAUAGUAUUACAAUUAAAGAUAUUGCUACUUUAUCAUUUCCUAUUGUCAUUAAAAGUAAUAUCACUCAAAUAUCAAGUAUGUUGUAUUCCGUUACUCUGACUUGGACACCGACAGAAAGUCAAGUUGGUUCACAAAUUCUUUGUGCUGUUGCAAUUGAUAGUCAAAAUGUUCAAUCAAAUCAAUAUUGCACUACUUUUAUAGUUAAUAUGAACAGUACUGCAGUAUAUCCUAGAGAUGUAUUAGAAAUGACAGAAUAUUCCACAUCGACGACAAUGCUCACCACCACUGUUACUACUACUGAUAUUACAACAACUACUGGUAGUACAAUAACACCGGUUUCUGAAAAUACGACUACUACAAGCGCAGCAGUUACUAUUAAUACUACAACAAAUAAUAGACAAAAUAACUAUGCUAUUACUUAUACUACAAUGCUUCCUACCGAAACUACAUUUAACUCUAUUCCAUUUACAGCAGCGACUACUGAAAGUUCAAUGGAUAUUAAUGAAACUACAACAGAUACUACACAAACUACAAUGUUUGUUACCGAAAAUGCACUUGGUAUGAUUCCAUUUACAUUAGUUACUACUGAAAGUACGUCCAGUAUCAAUCAGAUUACAAUGGUACCUACGCAUAAUACCAUAAUCAUGACUGAAAGCACAAUGACCACUACUGACACAACAAUAAUGACUAGUGAAAACAUAUAUGUCAACGUUCAAAGUACAAGUGUUACUACAGUAAACAACAAUUUAGUUUUAACCAGUAGUGCACCUACAUUAAAUAUGAUAUUACCAUCAACAGACAUCCAGUAA